AUGAGAGACUGCUGGAAAAAAACACGGAGCAAAGCCGGCGUCGCCUCCAUCCAGCCACGUACUUCCUUUACGCGCAACGUCUCGAAACUCCGCUGGUUUCCGCCUGACGCAAUACCUCCUGAUGUAACACCUGUCCUCUCGAUGCAGGAGGGGAUAAAGAAAAAGCAAACGUCGCGCUGGAGAGAAUAUCGACGACAUGCCGCUCCUGGACUUCGGGGAGCGCCAGGAAACGUGUCUCGCUGGAAACCAAAACCCACGAGCGAUCCUGAGGGGAAGGAGGAGAAUCUGUCGCCACCCGCAUCUGCAGGAGCGAACUUAGAUGAGACCUCAGUGGAUGCUUGGGAAAUAGAUGUACCUAAUAAGACUCCAGUGCCCUCUCGCAGCCCUGCCUCCUUGUCUCAUUUCUCCUUGUCCUUAUCACCUUCCUACUCCUCGUCAGCAAUGCCUAUACCUAGUGAAAGAAACCUUGCCACUGAACGAAACUUUACAGAGACUCCCCCAGACUAUCCACUGAGAGGUACACGUAAUCAACACCGGCAGGAGAGGGAUACUGAUUCCUCUCUUCACCAUCUCACGAGUUUCAUUGACGUCGACGGCCAGGCUGAUGAUGAUGAUGAUGAAGUUGGUUACGAGGAAUGCGUUUACUUCACACCGCCAUCGUUCUCUGUUUCCUCGAAGGACUCUGCCGUGACCACAGAGGAGCCGCAAGGAGUGCUGGGCGAGGUGCAGCACGUGGUGGACACGGUGCUGACAGUGCUAGUGAAGGACAUCAAUGACAACGCCCCUGUCUUCCCCAACACCACCAUCUACGGCAAGGUGGAAGAAAACGGAGCUGCCAACCUCUCAGUAGCCGUCGUCGCUGCCUGGGAUGCUGAUGACGCCUCUGAAGGGACCAACGCCAGACUCACUUAUUCCAUCGAGAAGAACGUGAUUGACGAGCGCUCCGGGGAUGCCAUCUUCGCCGUGCACCCCGAGACAGGCCUGGUGCGGACGGCCCUCUGCUGCUUGGACCGCGAGACCACGCCAGAGUAUCACAUCCAGGUGGUGGCGACGGACGGCGGUGGACAGAAAGGCACAGGCACGGUGGUGAUUCGCCUGUCAGACGUGAACGACAACUCGCCGCGCCUCGCCAGGAAGCAGUGGAACCUGACGGUGCAGGAGACGUGGGGGGACCAGGAGCCCGAGAACACCACCCUGCUGGAGAUUGCGGCCGCCGACAGGGACACCGCCAACUACUUCCACUACAGGGUGGUGAAGGAGAGCGGGUGGGGGUGGGAGCAUUUCGGGAUCAGGACGGUUGGGGCGGUGGGCCAGCUGUACCCGGCCCGCACCCUGGACUAUGAGGACGUGAGGCACAGGGAGGGAUUCAAGUUCAUGGUGCAGGUGACAGACAGGGGUCGAGGAGGCUGGACUGAUCCUCUUCAUCUAGACUCAGGCUGGAUCUCUGUUAAGCUCAAAGACGUGAAUGACAACCCACCCGAGUUCAUCCGCCCUCAGGCCCACGUCACGGUGAGAGAGGACGCCGCUCCUGGCACCCUCCUGGCCACUCUCCCCGCCCAUGACCCAGAUAUGGCGGGGCAGCAGAAGGUAGACUACUGGGUGGAGGGCGGCUGGGAGGCGCUCAAAGUAGACAGUGAAGGGAGCGUGACUCUCUGGAGGGCGCUGGACCGUGAAACUCCAGGCGGCGCUGCUGGCAUGGCGCUCCUGGUGGCAGUGGACAGAGGCGUGCCACCGCUCACCGCCACCGCCACUCUCUCCAUCACCGUGACGGACGUGAAUGACUGCGCUCCCACCCUCCUCCCGCCCACCGUCUUCCACGUGCCCGAGGACUCCCCGCCCACUAUGCUCGGCGUACUCAAGGCGACGGACAAGGACAUGUGGGCGCUAGGUCACGGGCCGCCCUUCAACCUCUCGCUGUCCUCCAGUAACCCCGACCAUGUCCUGGCCUCUGUGUCACUCAAGUUUGAUCCACUACUAGACAGCGGGCGGGGCGGAGCGGAGUUGUGGACGAUGGGCGGGCUGGACAGGGAGGCGUGGCCGGCCCUGGAGGUGGACGUGUCUGUAGGUGACGCCGGCGGGCUGUGGGCGUCCCAUACCGUGGUGGUGGUGGUGACAGACCUCAACGACCACCCCAUGAAGCCCGCGGCCAAGACUGUGUACCUGUGGAAGACCCAGGGGGGCGGAUCUGAGGCGCCUCUGGGUCGUGUCUACGUGGAGGACCCUGAUGACUGGGACGCUGCUGACAAGACCUACGCGUGGGACGGUCCUGCGCAUCCUAUGUUCUCUCUGCACCCCCGAGAAGGAACGAUAUUCGCUGCCAGCGUGGUCAGGGAGGGAAGCUACGCCCUAAGGUUCAAAGUGAGCGACAGGGCGUGGGGUCAGGAAGGCGUGGCUGCAAACGUGACAGUGGUGGUGCGCGACCUCAGCCCGGACGCCCUCACACACGCCACGCCCAUCAUCCUUACGCCCACCACACCCGAGCACCUCACUCGCGGAUGGACGCCCACGGGAGGCGGCGGGGGGCUGGGAACAGUGCUGGAGGAGGUGCUGAAGGCGUUAGGAGAAAGGAGCACCGACCACAAAGUACAGGUGGUGUCUGUGUACGGCAGCUCGUCCCCUUACCACACUCACCACACAAUCCAGCAGCGCCUUGGCCAGCACAGCUACUACAACUACAACAAACAUGCUGAUGAAGGUAAAGCAGUAAAGAAUGACACUAAAGGGGAAGUGCAAGGAGAGGAUGCUGUGUACCCUCCUCCGCCGCCCUUCGCCUGCGUGUGGCUUAGUGUGGUGGCGCCUGACGGAGUGUUCCUUAACCCUACCAGACUACAGGGAAUUCUUGGCCUCCACGUGCAACAGCUGGAGGAGGCAACGAAGCUGCGGGUGGAGCUGGAGUCGCCCAAAGAAGCGGAAAGACGUCUGGAAGACACGGACGCGUCCCUAACUGAUCUCCAACCCGGGGAUCCAUCCUCUGCGGCCUCUCUUGCCUCUACCACCCUCCCGCUACAGGUCGUGGACGCCAACACCACUUCUCUGGUCACCCCACGACUCACCCGCGCCCUGCCCUGCCGCGCUCACGACCCGGAGACCUGUACGCCCUCCUCCUGCCUCAACGGGGGACGCUGCCUGCCCACUCCCGCGGGCAACAGGUGCGUGUGUCCUGGCGGCGCCGAGGGGUGGCAGUGCAAGGUGCUGGCGCGGACCUUCCUGGGAUCUGGGUGGGCGUGGGUGCCGCCGCCCCCACGCUGCCUCCCCACCACCCUCUCCCUGCGCCUCCUCACCCGCCGCCCACACGCCCUCCUGCUCUACGCCGGCCCAAUGGCACCCACUCACCGGCCUAAGGACACUGCACCGACGCCCAUGCUCGCCUUGCAGCUGAGGCACGGCCGCCCGCAGCUCUUGGUGGAAGGGGGCGUGGAGCCGAUGAAGGUGGAGGUGAAUGCCACGCUUACUGACGGAGAGUGGCACCACCUGCACUUUCGCCUCGACGCCCAGGGCGUGGCACUCAUGGUGGAUCACUGCGGGCGUGGCUGGGAGAGGCCUAACCAGACCUACACCCAUUGCUUAGGGCGGAGGGCGUGGGCGAACCCCGACGGGUGGGGGGCGUGGCCAGGCUCAGGGCCGCUACAGGUGGGCGGGAUGGCACACAGGCCGCCCACCGCCGAGGAACACCGGUGGGCGGAGGCGCCUCUCCCACACCCACUCCACGGCUGCCUCUCUCACCUCACCCUCAAUGGACAGCUGGUGGAUCUUGGACAGCCAGCCCACAGCGGAGGUAGCAUGCCCGGCUGCCGCCCACAAGAAACCGCAUGCCUUGAGGGAGAGGGAGGGUGCGGCCACCGGGGGAGGUGCGUCGGCGGCCUCAACCACCCGGAGUGCGAAUGUCACCCUGGAUGGUUUGGCGUAGGCUGCAGUACACCUUCGCCUUCCACCACCCUGGGCCGCGGCUCGUACAUGCGGGUCGCCCUGUCCUUCACGCCGCCCCCCACCUCACUCACGCUACAAGCACGGCUGAGGACAUGGGGUAGAGCAUCGGGGGCAUUGUUACACGUGGCGGCGCAGCACCACGCCGCCGCCUUCACCUUGCACCUUCGCUCGGGUAUUGUGUGUGUAUCCCUGACCGGCGCGGGCGUGGGCUUGCGAGAGGCGUGCGUGGAGGGCCGCAGCGUGGGAGACGGGGCAUGGCACACGGUCUUCGGGGAGCGGCACGGCGACAAUCUGCUCGUUGGUGUGGAUGACGGAGACGGCUGGCGGCGGAACGAUAGCCUGGUGUCGCUGCAGGCGUGGCGCGGGCGUGGGCGUGGGCGUGGUGAUGGCGGAGGUGAUGCGUCGCCCUUCCCGCCGCCCAUCCCCAUCCUGGUGGACAAGCACGAGGGGGGUGGCGGUAGGGGGCCUGCCCACGGGCGAAGGCGGCGAGGUGGUUGGCUUGACGGAGGACCUGGCUGACGUUUGCAUCGACGACGUGCGAGUGAACGGCCGCCAUCUUCCCCUCCCACCUGCGGCUAACGGAACCAGCUGGGGACAGGUGACCACCGCGAGGAACCUGACCCAGGGUUGCGUGAUGCCUGACCCCUGCACCAACACCACCUGCGCCCCGCCACUCUCCUGCAGCGCCGCCUCAACCUGGGAUCAACCCGCCUGCAGCUGCGGGUCUGGGCGGCAGUUGGUGGGGCGUCGCUGCGAGGACGUGGACGAGUGCCUGUGGAGUCCCUGUCUGCACGGAGGCACCUGCACCAACCUACGUCCGGGGUACCUGUGUCUCUGUGCCCCCACCCACGCCGGGGGACCAUUGCCAGUGGAACACACGCGCCCACGCCCCUUCCGCCCUCACCCUUCCUGCUGUCCUGGCUGUCUCCCUGGUGGCGCUGCUGAUCCUCGUCUUCGUCGUGUCCCUUCGUCUGCACCGGCGCGGGAGCCUGUGUGUGCGGGGCCGCUCGGAGGAGGAAGCGAGUGGCGGCAAAACUAACGCUAAUGGAGAUGAAAGCAGGCAAGAGAAGAAGAGGAAGAGGAGUAGACGAUCCAGGAGGGGGAGGAAAAGGAAAGAGUAGUAGAGGGAAGAGUCUCCGGAAAGAUAACUCUCCUGAUAGUUUUCUUGUACGUCUUCGUUUAAAGUUUUCUGGUCAAGGAUCGUCGUGGUGUGAGGCGCAGACAGCGCGGAGAAGCUCGGGGGAGCAGCAGGAGAAGAUCAGGCAGCCACAGAGGGGGGCGCCUCCCCUCCCCCCGUGACCCCCGUGAUGGUGACCCCUGACCUGGCGCGGGACGACCUGCGAGCCUACGCCUACGAGGGGGAUGAGUCGUCCUCUGGCUCCCUCACCUCGGCCAUCGCAGAACUCAAAAUCAUCAGCGCAAGAGAGGAAGGGGACGCAGGCGGCGGCGGGGGUGGCGGCAGCAAUGGCAAUAGACCCUCAUCCAUCCAGCUCAUCCCGGGGUUCCUGGAGGUGGUCGAUUUGUUGAAGAACCUCCCUGAAUCGUCAAACGGGUCCUCAUCCUUCUCCCAGUCAAGUGCAAGGGUUGGUACAGAGGGUCCAAGGUCACCCUCAGUGCCUCCCCCGCCUCCGCCGCCGUCAGGAGAAGCCGCUGUCCUGGUGGCGAGCAGUGUGGUGUCCUUGCAGCCUGGCGAGGAGAAGGCUAAGACGAGGAUAGGCAAGAUGUCCUCCCCUGCGCGGCGCCAGAAGGGACAGGAGGCGGCGGAAAGCGAGGUGCUGUCCACUGUUUGCUGACUGGGAUGAGUGUGACGUUGGUACUGGUGUGUGUGUGUCUGUGUGUGUGUGUGUGUGGUGGGUUUGUGUGUGUGUGUGUGUGUGUGUUACAGGAACUCAUGCCACAUGGUGUUGUGGUUUACAUAUCUUCCCUCAAACAAUAUUGAUUCUUCUCUCAUUUAUUUAUUUAUUUACUCUCUUCAUUAUAUCUCCCUUCUAAGAAUCUAUCCAUCCAUGCUUCUCUUUUUUUUUCGUUCCUUGUUUCUUGUAGUGUUGGUGAUGUUGCCACUACUACUACUACUACUACUACUACUACUACUACUGUUGCUGCUGCUGCUGCUGCUGCUGCUGCUUCUGCUACUAUUAUUACUAUACUACUACUACUUUUAUUAUGACGACUGCUGUUAUUAAUGUUAUUACGACUGCUGUUAUUAAUGUUAUUACUACUAUUAUUACUGUUGCUGCUGUUUCUCUCUCUCUCUCUCUCUCUCUCUCUCUCUCUCUCUCUCUCUCUCUCUCUCUCUCUCUCUCUCUACACACACACACACACACACACACACACACAUUGUCCUCCUUUUGAUAUAUUUUAUACAUUUAUAGGAUGUCAAUAAGAAAUGUUGCAUAACCUA
Messenger RNA from Scylla paramamosain (green mud crab), 6328 nucleotides. RefSeq names its product neural-cadherin-like. Gene Ontology annotation, molecular function: cadherin binding; calcium ion binding. Gene Ontology annotation, cellular component: adherens junction; plasma membrane; catenin complex. Gene Ontology annotation, biological process: cell-cell junction assembly; cell morphogenesis; calcium-dependent cell-cell adhesion. The transcript has 21 exons. Bases 1 to 4446 code for a protein of 1481 amino acids. Lineage: Eukaryota; Metazoa; Arthropoda; Malacostraca; Decapoda; Portunidae. The record is from RefSeq and is a predicted model, not a curated record.